AUGCGCGCCAUCGUGUGUCCCGGUAACCCUGAUGUCACGUGUGCGUACGACGUGUUUUGCAGUGUUCUGGCAGAGAGGGGUAUAGAGGCGACGGUGCUCAAAUACGAAGGCGCUCCAGAAGAGCACUACGACAAUCUGCGCCAGCGCCUGGCGGGUCAUCGCGACGCGGUGCUGAUCGCGCACUCCUACGGCGCCCUGCACGCGCUGCGACUGCACGGCGAGGAGCCCUUCCGGGCGUGCGUGCUCGUCGCGCCGUUCCUGAUGCGGUCGCCGAACCAGCUGUCGAGGUGGGUGCUCUGGUGGGCCAGCUGGGCGCUGGUCCGGUGGACGCUCCUCUGGCUCUUCACCCUGGUGCGCCUGGCCGUCAGCGAGGGCCUCUUCGUCCACCUCUUCGGCGCGGGCAGGGGGGCCGUGCCCCCCGCCGAGGUCGAGCGCAUGCUGCGCCUGGCCGCCUGGGAAGCCGACCACAUCGACUCCAUCACGGAGUUCGACCCGGAUCGCGUCAAGCACCCCGCCACGACGCACCUCACCUGGAAGCACGAGGCGUCCCAGCGCGUCUUCUGGGCAGACGCCGGCCUGCUCGACCUCUGGCCUGGGCCCACCCGGACGGCGGACGCGCACCACGCCUUCCCGGUCGUGCCCAGGGAGUCGAGCAACGUGGCUCAUGCCGUCGCCGAUGCAUUGAAGAGCCGCUAA
This is a messenger RNA of Prorocentrum cordatum, 696 nucleotides long. The record is from the annotation of a GenBank genome assembly. NCBI's taxonomy places the organism in Eukaryota, Dinophyceae, Prorocentrales, Prorocentraceae.